GCAAAGAAAGAUGAUCAACGCAUCGAUAGCCUUUCUAGUGUUAAUUCAAAGAGUUACAAAAUUACCAUUGCUAAUGAUAUUUAACAGAACAAUCCUGAAGACUAUUAUCUUUCUCCGCUUGGUGUUACUUUGAAUACUCCGUUUCACGAAGUUGUAUUCGCGCCACUCUAUAGAACGAGCAUCGAUAAAGUAGUUCUAUUCGCAGAAAGCACACAACGUUAAUACUUUGUACACAUCGCGUUCGCGCUUUGCGUCUUGCAUUGUACGCGUGGUCGGUUUUUAAGCUGCCGUGCGCCGGCAGUUUCCCGCAACCUACAUUUCGCGGGCCAAGGCUGAAACGGAUUCGUUCGUCCCAUUAACCCUUCGGCUCGUCCUUCGAUCCAACGGCGGUUCUACGCGCGAACAACUCGAUCGCGUUCUCCAUAGAGCAGCGCGAUUCGUCUCCGACAAUUUCGGCGAUGUGAGAAGGAGGAUCGUUCGCGGGAGCAGGAUAUUGGCCGCGGUAAUUCCGACGAUUCUGGGCCAAGGUAACCGAUCCGGAGGACCAUGACAGAGACGUUCCAGGAGAAACGGGGGGAAACCCGAUGGUUCCAUGGCAACACGUUCGCAGAGAGGAAAAGGAAUUCGGCGGGAAGAGGACGAAGGUGGUGAUAAUCGUCGGCUUAUUGACGGUGACCGUGGUUGCCUUAGUUGUGACGCUAACCUUGCAGAUAGCUGUCUUCCGCCGGGAUGAGUACAAAGAGAUGUGCCAAAGCGAGGAGUGCGUGAAGACAGCUGCCAGGAUAAUUGACGCGAUGAACAGAUCCGUAGAUCCUUGCGAAGAUUUUUAUAAGUUCGCCUGCGGUGGUUGGAUUUCGAAGAAUCCGAUACCGGAGAGCCAAACUUCCUGGGACCAAUUGAGCCUUCUCAGGAAGCAGCUGCUGAAGAAUCUGAGAAUCCUGCUGAAGGAAUCGGACAACGAGACCGAUCCUAGACCGGUCAAGUUGGCCAGAACUUUGUACAGAACAUGCAUGGACACAACGAGCGUCGAAGCUUUGGGACUGAAACCGAUCCACGACACGUUGAUCAGGCUCGGAUUGCCAAAGGAUCCACCGUCGCGAAGCGGAAUCACGCAUCUAGAUCUAUCGGAGAUCGCCGGGAAGGCGCAAAGAGUUUUGGGAUUGGAUCUGUUCCUAAAGUUUUACAUCAGCGAAGAUAUUCGUAACACGUCGCGGAACAGGAUGAUGGUGGAACAGGUGUCCCCGGGAUUCAGCGAGCGUUACCUUCUCGAUCCUCAACGCUUUCGAUCGGAACUAACCGAGUACAAGAAAUACAUAAAAUCUAUGGUGGAGCUAGCUGGCGCGGAGUUCAACAGUCUCGGUUUCGCCAACGAAAUUUUAGAUUUCAGCACGAAAAUCGCAAAGAUUAUGGCGACGCCGGAGCAGAGACGCGGCGCUAAUCACGUGUUCCACGACGUAACGAUCGACGAAUUGCAACAGUUUACAGACUUGCACGCGCAACAGUGGAACUGGACGAAAUACGUGGAGGCAGUGUUCAACAACACGAACGCGACGAUCAACACCGGCGUCGAUCGCGCGAUCGUGAUGGAUCUACACUAUUUACAGCAGUUACCUGACCUGCUCGCGGCCACGUCGCCCGCUACCAUAGCGCGAUACGUAUGGUGGAGCAUUUAUUCGACGGUCGCUCCGUUAACACUGCAACGAUUUCGCGAUCUGGGUUUCCAGUUCUCGCAAAACGUACUCGGGCUGAAGGAGAAGACACCGAGAUGGGAGGCCUGCACCGUAAACGCGAACGCGAAUUUCGGUAUGGCGAUCAGUUACGUUUACGCGCAGAAGUAUUUCAACGAUCUGGCUCGGGAAAAGGCAUUGGAGAUGUUAUUGGAUAUUAAAGCCGCGUUCGACGAGAUGGUAGCAGAGCUGGACUGGAUGGACGCUGGCACGAGAGCUCGAGCGCAUAAAAAAUUACAAGCGAUGAGACCGUACGUGGGGAUUCCUGACUGGAUUAACAACCUCACGAAGUUGGAGAAGUAUUACGAGGGUAUGGAGGUCGUUCCAGGGAAAUUGUUCGACACGUUUCUGAAGUUGGCAGACGCGGGAAUGAAGAAAAGUUUGAACGCUUUGCGCCAGAAACCGGACAAAAAUCGGUGGAUAUCGACCGGGACCACGGUGAACGCGUUUUAUAGCGCGAUAUUAAAUUCAGUUACUUUCCCGGCUGGUAUUCUUCAUCCCCCGUUCUAUGGAAACGGACUCGAGUCCGUCAACUACGGGGCCAUGGGCGCGAUUAUGGGUCACGAACUCACGCACGGAUUCGACGACCAAGGUCGUAGAUACGACGAGACGGGGAAUCUGAGGCAGUGGUGGAGCGACGAGACGUUGCAACAUUAUCACAAGAAAGUCAAGUGUAUGAUCAAACAGUACAGUAACUAUCACUUGCCGGAAUUGGGCGAUAAUUUCACGGUAAAUGGCGUUAAUACGCAGGGAGAAAACAUAGCCGAUAAUGGCGGCAUACGGGAGGCGUACAGAGCGUAUCAAAGGCUGAAAACAAGAAACGGCGGUCAACAAGUGUUACCUGGUCUCACCGGGUACAGUCACGAGCAACUGUUCUUCGUGGGUUUCGCCCAGGUAAGAUUUCCAAGCGGAAAAUCUUGGUAUCGGUUCAAACAAUUUAAUAUACAAUUACGUGUAUGUAUUUUACAGGUAUGGUGCGGCAAUUAUACAAACGGCGCGUUAAAAUCUAAACUGGUAGAAGAAGUCCAUGCACCGAAUCACUUCAGAGUCAUCGGAUCGCUGUCGAACAACGAGGAUUUUGCGACAGCUUGGAAUUGUCCGGUCGGAAGUCCCAUGAACCCGUCUCACAAGUGUAUUUUGUGGUAAACCUUCGAU
Molecule: messenger RNA, 2882 nt
Organism: Colletes gigas
Lineage: Eukaryota; Metazoa; Arthropoda; Insecta; Hymenoptera; Colletidae
Product: neprilysin-4-like
Exons: 15
Coding region: 585-2873 (762 amino acids)
Biological process (GO): protein processing
Cellular component (GO): plasma membrane
Molecular function (GO): metalloendopeptidase activity
Source: RefSeq, a predicted model, not a curated record